AUGAGCAGCCUGGGGCAGGAAGUGGCCCAGGUGGAAUUUGAGCACUGUGCUAUAAAAAUCAAGGAAGGGAGGGAAGAACUUGACAAAAUGGAGUCACUUUGAUUAUUUUGCUACCUCUACAGGGAGCCUGGAGCCGAGGGAAUGGGCCCUGGAAGCCUCCGACCUCCUCCUCAGGAGGUGGUGACAUUCAAGGAUAUAGCUGUGGACUUCACCCAGGAGGAGUGGGACCUCUUGGACCCCUCUCAGAAGGAGAUGUACAAGGUAGUAAUGUUGGAGAAUGCCCAGAACCUGCUCUCCCUGGGGCUUCCAGUCCCCAGAGAAGAGGUGAUCUCUUAUUUUAAGCAAAGGGAAGCACCCUGGAUGCUGGAUCAAGAAGGCCUCAGGAGCUACUCUCCAGUAAAAGCAACUCUUAUUAUACAUCAGAGAACCCACACUGGAGAGAAACCUUAUGAAUGUAAACAGUGUGGAAAACCUUUUAGACAUAAGAACAGUCUUACUCUUCAUCAGAGAACCCACACUGGAGAGAAACCUUAUGAAUGUAUACAGUGUGGAAAAGUUUUUGGACGAAAACAAAAUCUUACUGUACAUCAGAGAACCCAUACUGGAGAGAAAGCUUAUGAAUGUGACCAGUGUGGAAAGGCUUUUACAAGUAGAAGAUAUCUUAGUUUGCAUCAGAGAACCCACACUGCAGAGAAACCUUAUGAAUGUGACCAGUGUGGAAAGACUUUUAUAUAUAAGGGAGUUUUUACUGCACAUCAGACAAUCCACACUGGAGAGAAACCUUAUAAAUGUGACCAAUGUGGAAAGGCUUUUAUAUAUAAGGGAGUUUUUAUUGCACAUCAGACAAUCCACACUGGAGAGAAACCUUAUGAAUGUAACCAAUGUGGAAAGGCUUUUAGACAAAAAGGAGCUCUUACUGGGCAUCAGAGAAUCCACAGUGGAGAGAAACCUUAUGAAUGUAAACAGUGUGGAAAAACUUUUAGACAUAAGAACAGUCUUACUUUUCAUCAGAGAACCCACACUGCAGAGAAACCUUAUGAAUGUAACCAAUGUGGAAAGACUUUUAGAGAAAAGAGAGAUCUUAUGAGACAUCAGAGAACCCACACUGGAGAAAAACCUUAUGAAUGUAACCAGUGUGGGAAAACUUUUAGAAGCAAGGAAGGUCUUACUGGACAUCAGAGAAUCCACACAGGUGAGAAACCUUAUGAAUGUAACCAGUGUGGAAAGUGUUUUAGAGUAAAAGGAACUCUUAUUAUACAUCAGAAAAUCCAUACUGGAGAGAAACCUUAUGAGUGUAACCAAUGUGGGAAGGCCUUUAGAGAAAAGAAAACUCUUAUUAGACAUCAGAGAACUCACACUGGCAAGAAACCUUAUGAUUGUAAGCAGUGUGGAAAGGCUUUUAGACGAAAACAAAAUCUUACUAUACAUCAGAGAGCCCACACUGGAGAGAAAGCUUAUGAACAUAAUUAA
Messenger RNA from Sarcophilus harrisii (Tasmanian devil), 1470 nucleotides. RefSeq names its product zinc finger protein 182-like. Gene Ontology annotation, biological process: regulation of transcription by RNA polymerase II. The record is from RefSeq and is a predicted model, not a curated record. NCBI's taxonomy places the organism in Eukaryota, Metazoa, Chordata, Mammalia, Dasyuromorphia, Dasyuridae. Gene Ontology annotation, molecular function: RNA polymerase II cis-regulatory region sequence-specific DNA binding; DNA-binding transcription factor activity.